Molecule: messenger RNA, 1424 nt
Organism: Sitodiplosis mosellana (orange wheat blossom midge)
Lineage: Eukaryota; Metazoa; Arthropoda; Insecta; Diptera; Cecidomyiidae
Exons: 2
Coding region: 16-1401 (461 amino acids)
Source: RefSeq, a predicted model, not a curated record
UUAAAAGCAGAAAAUAUGGACCCACCCGCACAUGAUUCACCGAAACAUAUUCUGAACGUCCUGAUCGAUGACUGUGUAGACGAAAUCUUUCGCCGCAUAUUUUGUUUAGAAGAUUUUCUCAACAUGUCGGAAGUUUGUCAACGAUUUCAAAAAAGCGCAAAAAACUGUUUUCGAAUGCAGUUCAAAUUGGUGUAUCUGUUUAAAAGGUAUCGACAAGAGGCUAUAUGUGUACCUUCAACACGGGCAAUUGCACUUCUGAAUACGUUUGGACCAUCAAUUCAAGGACUGCAAUUCCAAACUACAUCAGAUGAAGAACACAAUGAUGAAAUAUUCGAAUCAAUCGUAAAAUUCACCAGCAAAACACUAAAAGAAUUACAUAUUGACUGCUACACCAUGUGUCACACCAUAGAUUUCGAACAAAUGCCAUUUCCUGCUUUAGAAAUUUUGCAUUUAGGUUCAGUUUUACCGAAAAACAUCGAACAGAUCGUCUCACACUUAAAAGGAUUAAGCAUAUCACAUAUAGAACCAAGUUGUUUCAUACGAGAAUUUCCGCGAUUGGAGAUGUUUAGGAUCGUAGAGGACUAUUUUCAUGAUGUAAAUUAUAUAACGGACGAUAUGUUUUGCGAGUUCGUGUCGCUAAAUCCUCAAUUGCAACGUUUAGCUGUGAUUCAUUGCAAUAAAUUGACUCCAUUGAUAUUGCAAGCCAUUGGUGACAAUUCAAUGAACCUUGUCGAAUUGAGUGUCAGUGGAUCGGGAUUCAGACGCACACCAAGCCUCCUAGAUACGAAUCUACCGUAUUUGGGCUCAUUAAACCAACUCAAAUACCUUGAGAUUCAAUUGAAUACUACGACCUCGUUCAAAAUAAUGAUUAAUACUUUUGCUGAAAAUGAGGUGCCAAUCGAAAAGAUAAAAGUCGAUUUAUUGAUUAUAGAAGGACAGCCAAUCGAUCCAUGUUCUGAUUUGAAGACUAUAAAGACAUUGAAACAUGUAGAUAUUGAUGAAAUGAAAAACAGAAAUUUGUUCAAUGAAAACGAAGUGUUGGCUAAUUUGAUUAGAACACAAACUGCGUUAGAGACGAUCGAGAUGAUGUGUUACGAUGAAAGCCCUAUGCCAAUCCUAAAUAUUGGAAAUAUGUUGAAACAUGGUGGAAAUUUAAGGAAAUUCGAACUUUAUACUGGAAUAUUAGACUUUAAUUUAGAAAGCUAUGAAUCAGUUUUGUGUCUGGUCAGAAAUCGUACCCGAGUUGAGAUUAUACUUGGAAAUCAAAAGAGCAAGUGUAUUCCAGAGGGUGUUGUAACGAACAAUGAAUGGUUAGAAGUUCGAUACGUCACUGGCUCGGACAAACGAGGAGCAUGUAUUCACGUAGAUGAUAAUUAUUUCGAUACUGUAAAAUCUAUUUAAAUAAAUGGUUCUUCGAAAUGAGA